This is a messenger RNA of Carassius carassius (crucian carp), 3251 nucleotides long. RefSeq names its product V-set and transmembrane domain-containing protein 2B-like. NCBI's taxonomy places the organism in Eukaryota, Metazoa, Chordata, Actinopteri, Cypriniformes, Cyprinidae. The record is from RefSeq and is a predicted model, not a curated record. The transcript is spliced from 5 exons. The coding region runs from base 717 to 1499 and encodes 260 amino acids.
AGCCGUAUGCUGAUUUGAGAGACAGAGACGGUUAGUUUGCUCCCAAACCCCGUCAGUCUGUCAGUGGUCUGGUAAUGCCAACGCGCCUCCUCGCUGCUCACGCGCUCACGCACACAGAGCAGAGGGUUCCGGUGGCGUGAGCUGGAACAAUCCACUGAUGCCGCUUCUUCGUUUAGGUGCUUAACUGCUCCUUAAAAACGUCGAGGGAAUCUCUUGUCCUCCGACGUUGGGUUUUUUCUUCGUUUUUUUUUUUUUUUGGUUUGCGGGUUUAGACACAGGAUUGUUUUGUGAUGGGUGGUGGAAACGAAUCGUGGAUUUUUUCUCUUUUUAUGGAGACCAAAGUGAGCAGAUUUCCUACUGUUGAAAGCAAGUUUUAUCCUGAUAAGAAGCAAAUGGUGGUACAGAGGAUUCUUUAGGGGCAAAGGAUACCUACUCAAGAGAAUAACACUUUUCACACAACGUUUUCCCGAGAGAAAGAGGGUUUUCUGGUCCGCGACAUUGGAUUUUACAUUUUGUUUGACUGACGCAGCAUCGUUUUGGAGUAUCUUAUUUGGAGAAUCCAGUCAUUUUAUUCUACAUUUUGGGGAAGAAACUAUCUUAAAAAGAAGAAACCCGGACGUGAAGAAGUUAUGGAGAUGCCAAUGAAAUAAAACCUGUUUCUCCAGGUCAAAUGACCGCUUCCACUCGUUCUCCAAUCUGACCACCUUAUUUAUGACAUGGAAAAACGGGGACUCCACAGCGUCCUUUAUUAUUUCAUUCUGAAUGCGCCCCUGCUAUUCUGUGUAAAUGCCACAUUUACUGAAGUGCCCAAAGAUGUGAGUGUCGGUGAGGGCGAGGACAUAGAGAUGCCGUGCGCUUUUCGAGCCGUCGGAGUCUCGCCGUUCUCUCUGGAGAUUCAGUGGUGGUACCUCAAGGAAGCGGCACCUAAAGAGCUCGCUCACGAACUGCAAAUUAGCGCUCCGGCCAACAGAGCCAAGGUUGCCCACCGGGACGCCACGAAAAUAAGCACGGUGAGGGUCCAGGGCAACGCUAUUUCCCACAAGCUCAGCCUAUCGGGUGUGCGGAAGGAUGACGAGGGAGUGUACGAGUGUCGGGUUUUGGACUUGUACUCUGAUGAGACUCAGGAAUACAAGGUGCAGGCCACUCUUCGCGUGACACCGCGCGAGGGAAUGCUGGCCGAGGAGGCAGUGUCUCACAUCCAGAACCGAUGGCCACUGAGGAACAGCAACACAGCGACGGGUGGACGGGCCACUUCUGAGCCGGGCCAGGGUCAAGGAAAACCCCGCAUGCCUCCGCCGGUUGGAAUAGGACCCGCUCCCCCUUCAACGACUACGACGGGCUCUGCAGACAAAUCGUCAGCUUCGCCUCGGCCGGGCAAUUCAUCUAUCCUGAGACAACAGCACGGAUCCGGUUCCGGAACCAUGGCAAUCACUGAGCCACUCCUUUACAUCACACUGCUGAUCCUGUAUAAGCUCCUCCCCUUCCUGUUUGCCUACUAAGAGACCACAGCCAAACAACUCGCAAUGAUUUAACUUUAUGUACCAAACGAACGAAGGGAAAAUAUAACUACGUAUAUAUAAAUAUAUAUAAAUAUAUCUACCAUUAUGGCACAUCACGGUGAGGGAAGGGAUUUGACUUUGAAGAAAAUAAAAAUAUCAGAAUAAUAAAGAGAAGGUCAUUUUGUUUUCUGGGACUUGUGUAGAAGAUCUGUCCAGAGUUGGAGGUAAAAUGGAUUCUAUAAGAAGCAUGAUGAAAAAAAAAAAAAAUUAAAAAGGAGUCUAUGUGAAUUAGAUGUUCACAACUGUGUCACACACACAACUGACAUCCAUAAACACUGCAUUCAGUUUCCAAAUACUAGUGUUUGCCUUGCUAAAUGCAUGGCUCUCUUAAUUUAUUAUUUUUAUUAUAAUUAUUAUUUCUAUACGUUUUUUUUUCACUACGGUUUUAAUUUUAGCAUUGUUCUUAUUGGAGUAGCUGAUACUGAAUCAUAAACAACUUGUUCUUUUGACUUUGCGUUGUUGAUGGUUUAUUUAUCAUUUAAUCAAACUUUAAUCCAAUUUUUUUUUUUUUUUUUUUUUUUUGCAUGAGCUGUUCAGCUUUCAUUUUUCAUUUCAUUAAUGUGAAAGAAGGCGCUCUCUCAUGUCAGUUCUUUCUACAAGACUGUGUGUAAUACUGUGUAUUCAGUUCCCUCACAUCUGAUUCUGAGUUCCAGCAUUAUUGUCUCAUAAUGUAUAAAACUGCAACCUUAUAUAUUUUGAUCAAAUAAGGCACAUGUUACCAUAGUUGUUGUUAGUCACCUCUAAUAAUGUUUAUUUUUAUUAAAGGUAUGGUGGUCAAGAUAAGACAUUCAUUUAUAAAAUUAAAAAAGAAAAAAAAAAGACAUUGGUAUGUUGCCAGCACAGUUGAAAUAAAAGUUGUUUCUUUAAAAAAAAAAAAAAAGAAAAACCUUCUUUAGGUUUUUACAUCUGAAAGGCACAUUAUUUUUUGUUUUAUGCAAGUGCACUAACACCAGGCAGCUGCAUGACGGCAGUGUCUCGGCUAAACACUUCAGCGUCCCACGGGUGUCAUGAACUGUAAUGUAUUGUUCACAAUAGGAUAGGCCCAAUUCCAGCUGAAAAACACAUUACUCUCGCUAGCAUCUCCAACUGAGCACAGCUGGCGUACAACUCAUGGUUCAUUUCAUUAGUCAAAUGCACGUCACCCUGUCAAAUAACUCUUAACUCUCUGCUGCGGUCUUCACUGAACCCUGCUCCACUCUCUUCCGCUCUACCUAAACACAUCUCCUGAUGAAUGGCAGAGGCAUUGUUCCUUUCUAAAACACUGCAUUCUAUUGUCUUAAUGGAAGCCUGCGAGGCAUCACAUAACAAACCAGCCUCUCACUGACUUAGACAUUCAUUGUGUUUAUCGCCUGCAAGUAACUGACUUUCACUCACUUCGAAUUUAACAUGCACAAUGAAAAGUCAUCUUCCUUUCAAUGGAAUAAAUAACCAUUUAUACAAACAUAAAUGGAUCCGACGGGUAAAAACGAGCAUCCAACGAGUGAGUUGCCACAAUAUUAGCAUUUUUUUUUUUAAACAAAAUGAGCCAGGUGGCUUUUAUUCUUCAUGGUGAAGGUCUCUGCUCCAAUCAAAUUAAUGAGUGUUUGACAUGGCCAUUUGUAUGUGUUAUACAACACCCGACAAGGCCCUGAGUGCUUUCCCCACUGCUGUAAAUCAUCCCUCAUUCAAGUAAACUAACACAGCUCUCUCUUA